AUGCAGAGUAUGAUGGGAGAUAAGUUUUUCCUAGUACCAGCAAAUGAUCCCUAUACAGGUGGUAAUCCCGCUAUCAAUACACCCGUUAUAUUUACUGUUUGGCUACAUCAUAAAUAUCAAGAAGUGAUGGCUGGAAAUGCAGAAUUAGCUUUACAGUCAUUGAUACAAGAAAAUUUAACUUGA
Funneliformis caledonium is the source of this 183-nucleotide messenger RNA. The record is from the annotation of a GenBank genome assembly. Lineage: Eukaryota; Fungi; Glomeromycota; Glomeromycetes; Glomerales; Glomeraceae.